UGACACCUAGCCCAUUCAGUCGAGACCCCUUGCCCAUGCCCGCCCUCCACCCUGCCCUGGGACUGCCGCUUCGCAAUGGACGCCACGCUGACCGAGACCCGUCCUCUGUUCGUCGCCCGGCGGUGGCCACGGGCGUUCUUGGCCCAGCCGUUGUCUCCCCUGUCUGCCCCCACCCUUCAGAACCAGGAGGGAGCCAUGGAUUUGCUGCGGGAGCUGAAAAAUAUGCCUAUUACAUUGCACUUGCUCCAGUCCACCCGAGUUGGGAUGUCUGUCAAUGCUCUGCGGAAGCAGAGUUCAGACGAGGAGCUCAUUGCACUUGCCAAGUCCCUCAUCAAGUCCUGGAAGAAGCUCUUGGAUGUUUCUGAUGGCAAAUCCAGGGAUCAAGGGAGGGGCACACCUUUGCCUACAUCAUCCUCAAAGGAUGCCUCAGGGACUACGGAUCUCAGCUGCAAGAAGCCAGACCCACCUAAGACCUCAUCCACUCCAAGGAUCACCACAUUUCCCCAAGUGCCCGUCACCUGUGACGCUGUACGAAACAAAUGCCGAGAGAUGCUGACUUUGGCUCUGCAAACUGACCAUGACCACGUGACUGUUGGUGUGAACUGUGAGCAUCUGUCAUCUCAGAUCGAGGAGUGCAUCUUCCUGGAUGUGGGAAACACUGACAUGAAGUACAAGAACCGUAUUCGGAGCAGAAUCUCUAACCUGAAAGAUGCCAAGAACCCUGGCCUACGGAGGAAUGUCCUGUGUGGUGCCAUCACACCCCAGCAGAUAGCUGUGAUGACAUCAGAGGAGAUGGCCAGUGACGAGCUGAAGGAGAUCCGCAAGGCCAUGACCAAGGAGGCCAUCCGUGAGCACCAGAUGGCCCGUACAGGUGGCACACAGACUGACCUAUUUACCUGCAACAAGUGCAGGAAGAAGAACUGCACCUACACACAGGUGCAGACCCGCAGCUCCGACGAGCCCAUGACCACCUAUGUUGUCUGCAACGAGUGUGGGAACCGAUGGAAGGCUUCAGCUGGGUCCUGUUCUACCGCUGCAGAUCUGCUCCCUGGGCUCAGACAACACUUAAGCUAAGCUGUGGUGAGGCAGUAUUAUAGACAAGAGCUUGUCUAGUGUUUGGAGAGAUUACUCGUUCAUGUAUGAUUCUAGGCUAUUGCUAAUGCUUGUGUAUGUACCACCAUGCUGGCUGUGUGGGCUGGUGCAGGAGCUUGCCCAGUGUUCACCCAUUCUCACCAGACAUGGCAGCCUCAGGACCUGGUGUCCUUUCAGGAUGUUUUGCUUUGUCCUUCACUCUGCUUGCCCAUGGGGGAGGAUGGUCACUGAGCUGACGUCAGUUCUCGCUUCAAAUUGCUGAAGCUUCCAGCAACUUGGAGGAACAAAGUAGUGGGUGCUUUGCUUUAUUGGACCUGUAAGAUUAAGAUGGUGUUGGGUCUAGCUUCUUUAGAAAGACCAUACCAUCCGCUUUGUUCCCAUCAGCCUCUGGGAAGACAUUUCAUCAAGUGCUGGGCUUUGGAUAGUCUUUGGUUGCAUCUGAAGCCUUUGUCGGUGCUGACCCACUGUAGAGUCGAGGCCAGUUCCUAGAGCCAUGCCUUGGGCAGGGCCCACACUGGUCACUUACUAAGGCGACUGCUAUGGGUCAGCGCACAAGGUAGAUAGAGUCUGAUAGAUAAUCCUUUUCUCCAACCUCCUACUCCAAUUGUGGGAUAAACAGAGGCUUCUGUUUUUAAAAAAUACAGAAUACUCUA
This is a messenger RNA of Arvicanthis niloticus (Nile rat), 1745 nucleotides long. It is a transcript of the gene Tcea2, whose product is annotated as transcription elongation factor A2. Gene Ontology annotation, cellular component: nucleus. The record is from RefSeq and is a predicted model, not a curated record. NCBI's taxonomy places the organism in Eukaryota, Metazoa, Chordata, Mammalia, Rodentia, Muridae. Gene Ontology annotation, molecular function: zinc ion binding; nucleic acid binding. Gene Ontology annotation, biological process: transcription elongation by RNA polymerase II; DNA-templated transcription.